AUGGUGGACUGCGAUGAGAUUUGCCCUCUUUGCAACGCUGCAAAUGAAUCUAUAUUCCAUAUUUUGGUGGACUGUACCUUUGCUAGAACAUGUUGGAGACCUUCAGGUGUUCACCUCAGUGGCUCAAGUGACCAUUCUUUUUCAAAUUGGGUGAAUCACAAUAUCCCUGGUAUGGACAUAGGAAAUCUCUCUCUGGUGGUUAUUAUCUGCUGGGAAAUCUGGAAGCAGAGGAAUGCCAAACUUUGGAACAAUUCAUCCACUCUUCAUGAACAUCAACUUAUUCGUAUGGCAAAGAGUUUCUUAGGUGAAUGGAAAGAGGCUACACAUUUAAUUCAUCCCUCUUCUCAUUCAGACUCCAUCCCAUCACACAAGUGGACUCGCCCUCAACCAGGCAUGAUGAAGAUGAACGUCGAUGCGACGUUAAACAGUUCCGGAGCGGCCAUGGGUCUGGGAUGCGUUAUCCGCGAUGAAGAUGGAACCUUCAUAGUAGCCCGGGGAGUUCAGUGGAAAGACACCUUCACACCGAGAGAGACUGAAGCAGUGGCCAUUCGUGAGGCUUUAAGCUGGCUAAAAGCACACAACUUUGAUAAUUUGUAG
Molecule: messenger RNA, 597 nt
Organism: Ipomoea nil (Japanese morning glory)
Lineage: Eukaryota; Viridiplantae; Streptophyta; Magnoliopsida; Solanales; Convolvulaceae
Exons: 1
Coding region: 1-597 (198 amino acids)
Source: RefSeq, a predicted model, not a curated record